Spirometra erinaceieuropaei is the source of this 354-nucleotide messenger RNA. Lineage: Eukaryota; Metazoa; Platyhelminthes; Cestoda; Diphyllobothriidea; Diphyllobothriidae. The record is from the annotation of a GenBank genome assembly.
AUGCAGGACUCUUGGACGGCUCGGAAGGCCGAGGACCGAAACAGUUUCAAGAAUGUCAAAACCAUCUACGAUCCGCCAACCCAAGGUACUGCAUUCCUUCUCAGUGCCGACGGCAUUACCCUACUUACUGAGGAGGCACAAAUUCUACAGCGAUGGCCCGAGCACUUCCGAGGCGUCUUCAACCGUCCCUCCGCCAUCUCCGACGCCGCCAUCGCCCGUCCGCCUCAAUUGGGAACCAAAGCCGAACGCGACCACCCGCCCCUCUCUCUCCGAAACCAUCAGGGCCGUGAUGAAGCAUUCUGGAGAGGAAGCAUUCAAACGUUAUCCACAAACACGGUGGCCCCCGAUUCAUAG